Molecule: messenger RNA, 1209 nt
Organism: Schistosoma guineensis
Lineage: Eukaryota; Metazoa; Platyhelminthes; Trematoda; Strigeidida; Schistosomatidae
Source: the annotation of a GenBank genome assembly
AUGGGUGAAGUUUUGGGAGAUAACGGAGAUGACGUAGUCACUCCAUGGGAAGUGUCAACAAAUUCAAGCAGCGGCGUGGAUUAUGAUAAGCUAAUCGUUCGCUUUGGUUGUUCAAGAAUCGACGAUGGUUUGCUUCAAAGACUAGCAGACGUUUGUCCCAAGCCUCUACAUCACCUACUGAAGCGUCAGAUAUUUUUUUCUCAUAGGGAUUUGGAGCAAAUUAUCUUACGCAUCGAACAAAAAAAGCCAUUCUUUUUGUAUACCGGAAGAGGUCCAUCAUCAGAGGCCUUACAUCUUGGACACGUUGUCCCAUUCAUAAUAAAUAAAUGGUUUCAGGACGUUUUUGACGUCCCUCUUGUAAUUCAGUUAACUGAUGAUGAGAAGUUUCUGUGGAAGAACUUGUCUAUCUCAGAAGUUAAUCAUUUAACUCGUGAAAACGCAAAGGAUAUUAUCGCCAUGGGUUUUGAUCCUAAAAAGACAUUUAUUUUCAGCAAUUUUGAGUACAUGGGAACAUGCCCAGAUUUCUAUCGUACCAUCUGUCAAAUACAACGCUUGGUUACAUAUAAUCAGGCUCGUGCGAUUUUCGGUUUCAAUGACAGUGAUUGUAUCGGAAAAAUAUCUUUCCCGGCUAUCCAAGCAGCUCCUUCGUUUGCUCAAUCGUUUCCAACUGUUUUUGAAAAUCUUAAAAAACCAGAGGAUGUCAGUUGUUUAAUUCCGUGUGCUAUUGAUCAAGAUCCAUACUUUAGAAUGACUCGAGACGUUGCUCCGCGCCUUGGACUACCUAAACCUUCUCUUAUAUACUCAGUAUUCUUCCCCGCUUUACAAGGAAAUCAAACAAAAAUGAGUGCAAGCAAUCCAAACACAUCAGUUUUUCUGACAGACACACCGAAGCAAAUUAAAAAUAAAAUCAAUAAAUACGCUUACUCUGGUGGCGGCGACACAAUUACUGAACAUAGAGAACGUGGAGGAAACUGCGAUAUUGAUGUGUCAUACCAGUAUUUGAGAUUUUUCUUGGAAGACGAUCAAAAACUAGAACAAAUACGUCAGGAUUAUUCCAGUGGCAAACUGUUGACAGGUGAAAUCAAAAAGGAGCUUAUCACACUGUUGACUGAGUUUGUUACAGAGCACCAGAAAAGACGAGCUGCGAUUACUGAUGAAGUUCUCAAGAGAUUUAUGACUCCUCACCCAUUGCAUCUUCCAUUUAUUUAG